AUGAUUCUGAAGCAGAGGUCCUCCUCCACGCCAGCCACUCCUGAGCGAAGUCCUCCCACACGCCAGCCGACUCCUGAAGCAGAGGUCCUCCCACACGCCAGCCACUCCCCUGAAGCAGAGGUCCUCCUACCGCCAGCCACUCUGAAGCAGAGAUCCUCCCACACGCCAGCCACUCCUGAAGCAAGUCCUCCCACACGCCAGCCACUCCUGAAGCAGAAGUCUCCUACCCAGCCACUCCUGAAGCAGAGAAGUCCUCCUACACGCCAGCCGACUCCUGGGCCAGAAGUCCUCCCACACGCCAGCCGACUCCUGAAGCAGAAGUCCUCCCCUACACGCCAGCCACUCUUGAAGCAGAGAUCCUCCUACAAGCCAGGCAUUCCUGAAGCAGAAGGUCCUCCCACACCAGCCACUCUUGCCAGGCAGAAGUCCUCCUACACGCCAGCCACUCUUGAAGCAGAAGUCCUCCCACGCCAGCCACUCUUAAGCAGAAGUCCUCCCCACACGCCAGCCACUCCUGUGGAGGUCCUCCUACACCAGCCACUCUUGAAGCAGAAGUCCUCCCACACGCCAGCCACUCCUGAAGCAAGUCCUCCCACGCCAGCCACUCUGAAGCAGAAGUCCUCCUACACGCCAGCCACCCUGGAGAAGUCCUCCUACACGCAGCCACUCUUGAAGCAGAAGUCCUCCCUACGCCAGCCACUCCUGAAGCAGAAGUCCUCCUACACGCCAGCCACUCCUGAAGCAGAAGUCCUCCUACACGCCAGCCACUCUUGA
Molecule: messenger RNA, 774 nt
Organism: Homarus americanus (American lobster)
Lineage: Eukaryota; Metazoa; Arthropoda; Malacostraca; Decapoda; Nephropidae
Product: proline-rich extensin-like protein EPR1
Exons: 2
Coding region: 1-774 (257 amino acids)
Source: RefSeq, a predicted model, not a curated record